Drosophila rhopaloa is the source of this 1156-nucleotide messenger RNA. RefSeq names its product alpha/beta-gliadin A-V (gene Cpr66D). The record is from RefSeq and is a predicted model, not a curated record. The coding region runs from base 139 to 960 and encodes 273 amino acids. NCBI's taxonomy places the organism in Eukaryota, Metazoa, Arthropoda, Insecta, Diptera, Drosophilidae. Gene Ontology annotation, cellular component: extracellular matrix. The transcript is spliced from 3 exons.
UCGCAGCCAGCGCAGAUACGUUUGUGGCUCCGCCGAGGUUUCAGUUUCAGUUUCAGUUAGAGUUUGAAUUUGAGUGUCCGUGUUUCCGUCGGCUGCUUGUGAUCUAAUAUAACAUCUAAGGCUAAUACCCACAGCAACAUGCAACUCCUGCUUUUGGUGGCCACUUUGGCUCUUUGCGGCAUUGUCAGCGGACAGCAGGGCGUGGAUCCCGCCUACUUGAGGCAGUACUACCAGCAACUGCAACACCAGCAGCAACAGCAAGCCCAGCCGCACGAUGGCACUCCCAUUUACGAGCAGAAUUCGGAGCAGACGCAGCAGUAUGUGAAUUCUGGCCAGCAAAUCAGGAUCAAGGAUACGGUGGCCGAGCAAAUUCGGGCCCAGCAGCAGCAAGGAUACGUGGCACCGGCUGUGAGGGACUAUCAGCAAUACCAGGCACAGCCGCAGCAGUCCGCCUACCGCCCACCUGCGCAGGCUGCCCCUCAGCCCCCCCGCAGGAUCCAGCAGCCCUCGUACCAAGCUCCUUCCACUUCGAUCCUCGGCAAAGGACAGCAAAAGUUGUCGCUGCAGCAGCAACAAGAGGAGGAGGAAUACGAUGACCAAAACUCCUCGUACCAGUUUGGAUUCGAUGUGAAAGACGACGAGUUCACCAACUACCAGAACCGCAAGGAAAUCCGCGAUGGUUCGGUGAUCAAGGGCAGCUACUCGGUGGUGGAUUCCGAUGGCUUCAUCCGCACCGUCAAGUACACGGCCGAUCCCAAGGAGGGCUUCAAGGCCGAGGUCAUCCGCGAGCCCACCGACAUCGUGGUGAAGAUCCCCACUCCCCCGCCGCCGACGCAGCUGCUCCGCGCCGGUGGCCACAAGGCCCAGCAGGAGUACAGCUCCGGUCCCAGCAAGCAGCAGUAUCAGCACCAGCAGCACCAGCAACACCAGCAGCAGCCACAGUACCACCAGUACCAGUAGGGAGGAGCACCAGUUCGAUCGGACCAGAUCGGAGACUCUUUUCGAAACACUCUUGAAAGUUCCGCAAGUCCAUGUAGUUUGUAAAUAUGCCGAGACUCGAUUAACGCGAGAUUAUAACAUUAUUAUAUAUUAUGUCAUUCAUUUAGGUUCGACUUUCUUGUUUAGAAUAUUAAAUUAAAAAUUUGGAAAAAAACAA